CGCGGCUUGAGCCCUCCCGGCUCCCGUCGCCGCGCUCCCUCCCUCUGCCGGCACCGCCCCAUCGCAGCCCAGCGGCGCGGCGAGCGGAGGGGAGCGCAGGGCAGCGGCGCGGCGAGCUGCCGGGGGAGCGGCGAUGGCCGAUUACUGGAAAUCUCAGCCUAAAAAAUUCUGCGAUUACUGCAAGUGCUGGAUAGCAGACAACAGACCUAGCAUUGAUUUUCAUGAAAGAGGAAAGAAUCAUAAAGAAAAUGUGGCAAAGAGAAUUAGUGAGAUUAAGAAGAAAAGCUUGGAAAAGGCAAAAGAAGAAGAAAACAUGUCAAAAGAAUUUGCAGCAAUGGAGGAGGCUGCCAUGAAAGCAUAUCAAGAGGACAUGAAAAGGCUUGGAAUUAAGCCAGAUGAUGUAGGUUCCAGUUCAACACAGAGUAAAACACAGAGUAACACAGUGGAAACUAAAGCAAAGAAAGAAAAGAAAGAGAAGAAGGAAAAGAAAGAAAAGAAAAAAAAGACACCUCAGGAUGCCUCAAAAACUGAAACGAAGGAGUGGGUGCAAGGAUUAUCUCCCGAAGGCUAUACAUACUACUACAACACAAAAACUGGAGAAUCACAGUGGGAGAAACCGAAAGGAUUCCAGGGCAACUCUCAAAACUCGCAAACGGGAGCAGAGUGGGUGGAAGGUGUCACUGAAGAUGGUCAUACCUAUUACUAUAACACACAAACUGGAGUAUCCACAUGGGAGAAACCGGCUGGUUUUGUUUCAUCUUCAAGUGACAAGCCUGCAGAAACAGCAUCUGAAUCAGACUCAGAAGACAGUGAGAAUGAAGAAGAGAGUUCAGAAACAAACUUCAAGAGGAAAGGAGAUAAUGGUGAGGAAUCGGAGGAAGGGAAAAAAUCUCCCAAAGCUAAAAAGUUAAGCCCUUAUGGGAAAUGGCGAGAAGUCAAGUCAGAAGAAACCACGGAUAAAGAGGAGACUACAUCAGCUUCCCAAGAAAGCUCUAGUGAUGGAUCUAACAUGGCCAACCCUUAUGGAAAAUGGAAAGCACUUAAAGAAGUAGGGGAAGAACAAGAAGAAGAAGCAGGUGAAAAAGUGGACCUGGAGCUUCCAAGUACAGAGAGUGACAAUGUAGCAGCCCCAGUGCUAGAGGAUCCAGAAGAGGAAACAGUCAUAUUUAAAGAGAAGACAGUCACCUCCCUUGGAGACCUGACAGAAGGGGUGCCCAUGUUUAAGAAGAGGAAAUUUGAAAAUGGAAAAUCUAGAAACUUAAGACAAAGACUAAGUGAUCAGUAAUACUUAACAAAUCAUUUUAGAUUCUGUUUAAGCUAGAGUGAAUCAAAAGUAUAAUAUUUUCAACAGGCUUUUAUAAAGAAAGUGUUGGAUAGAAGUUAAGGAUUUAUAGGUAAUAAAGCAUACGUGAGUUUAAUAUUUUUUUAUUUUAUUUUGAUGUGAUUGGUUUUGGAAUGGAAGUUUGUGUGAAAUUACUUAUGCAAUAUUGUACAUACAUGUAUUCUUUAUUGUAACCAUGCCAUCCAAGUUCUAUUUGCUCUGUGUAUGCUGUUUUAAAUACAUUUCAUAAGGGUUUUUUACUCCUUUUCUAAGUAUGUGAGAAUGCAGUAAUCCUUAAUCUGACAAAAAUGAAGCAGACCUUUUAUUUUCAUAGAGGAACUGGAACAACAGAAUAUACUAGAGAGUAAAAUCAUCCCCCAAGAUUGUUUAUGUGGUGUAGUUUCUCCACUAACAAGUAAAAUAUUGUGCUUACUAACCUUUGUCUGAUCGCUUGCAAAAGAGUGGGUGGUGAGACUGCCAGCAUUUCAAACUGAUCAUUUAGAAGCUGUUUUUAGAAGAGUUAGUCACAUCAGUGCCACCCAUUCCAAAUGAUGUUCUGAAAAAUUAUUUGUGUAUGUGCAUGGUAAAUGUAUUAAACCUCUGCAGAAGAUUUAACUCUGAUCAAUCCUAACCUGUAGUCACAGCACCAGAGCCACCCCUGUUGGAGUAGACAUUUCUGUGAUAUCUUCCUGUCUCCUGCUUUGUUGUCUACUUGAAUUUUUCCUUCCUUUUACUUACCAAGUUUUCUUUUUUAGUCUUGCUUUCUUUUUGUCUAUUUCCUAGCAAAAAACCACUUGCCUGAUAUUUUAAUGAAAAAAUACUUUAGAGACUUGGCCCUGCUACAGCAUACGCGACCAUUUUUGAGGUGGUUGUGUUUUUUCUGUUGGUAAGAAGUGUGUGUUUUAUGGUUGCAGUGUUGGAUAAGUUGAGAGGGCCUAAGUGUGUUGAAGUUUCAUCAUUCUCAUUACCACAGGGGAGGAAACCAAAAGAUCAGCAGAGCUGAUGGCUGUAGAGUCCAAGAUGACUUGGACAUGUUCUUAAGGAUUGUCCUACUUGGUGGGAUUGGUCUGCAUUAGCAUCACCAGGAUUCAUUGUCUGUGUCAGAAUAUAGCUGCACUCCUUGCUUCUUUAGCCAUCAAACAGUGAACCAGAAAGGUCUGUUAAAAACUAUGUCUCUAAUCUUAAAGCUCACAGUGUUUUGUUCAGGAGAGUCUCAGUCAAGAACAAAAAAGGAAUGCAGCUAAGGCAGUUGCCAAGAGUCCAGCAACAUAGAGUUGGUAACUGCUGAGCUUGAAUGUUUUUGAGAAAACAACUAUUAAUCUGUUGGAUCAAUUGAGAAAGGAGUGCAGGAUAGGGAAUCUGGUUUAUUCUGUGUUACAGUGAAAGUUGAAGUUCUUUUUUCUAUUCUUAGAAGAGAAUUAGUUAUUGUAUUUAAUCCCAUGUGUUUUCUUGGCUUCCUCAGGGUUGAUGUAAUUUGGCUGAUGUUUGUUCUGAUAAAUUGGAAAGUUUACUGUAAUAUCUGACCCUGGAUUAUUAUUUAGAGAUGCAGGACACAUGCAGGAUGCUUCAAAUUCUGAGAUGCAGGAAUGUAUGACAUGUACUCCCAGAUGAGGGUUUCUUAAACAGAUAUUUUAGGGUUUGUUCUUGCUUGUGCAUUACUCUGGGAGCCUGCUCUAACUUGAAGUUUUCUUGUGUUUGUGGCCAGUUUGCUCUUCCAAUUUACACAAGUCCUGCUAAGUUGCUUUCCUUCAUCUUGAAUCCAUCACAUCUUCUCUCUUUGAAAUCAUAAACAGCAUCCCUGUGUGACAGGAUCUUCAGUGUCCCACCAGUGCUUCUCUUCACCCAUUCCAGCCUGUGUCUGCCUGGACUACACUUGCCUAGAUGGAUUUCCCUGGGCUAGUUCACCUUGAUUAAGGCCAUGCAUGAUAUCACCAGUAGUUCUUAGCAUAUUGGAAGUAACUCUUGAUACUUCCCUAAACCUCAUUUGCUUUUCACAUGACCUCACACACUGUCGGCCAUGGGCACCGUUACCAGUGACUUAGCACUGUUCUUUCUGCUCCUUUGCUUUUGCCAGCUGCUGACUUACCAGCUGGUCAUGCUUUCCUUUCAAGCACAAUUCUUUAUUUUCUUAGACAUUUUUUUGUACUGCUGUACUCAUCCUCCUUCUGUUACUGCAAAGUAUAUGCAUUUCAUUAUGAUUUCUGAGAAGUUGUUUUUGUUUAUUAGUACAGUUUUAUCAAAUAGUAUAGAGUUUUCUUGUAGGUUCCACUUUUAAUGCCCUCUGAGGAGGAUAGCUUUCCUCUUUUAGUGAGGUUCCCCAAAUAUUAGCAUCUUUCCUUUAAAAUGCUUUGUCACUUUGAAAUGGUCACAGGCAGCAAUUUAAGAUACCUGUAACUAAAUCUUUCAAGCAGAUGUUUAAAGACAUCUGAAAAUGAGUGCUCAAAACUUCUUUCCUUGUGGAGCUGCUGUUAGUUGUAAUAUGAGCCAAAGGUCUUUGUAUUGUAUUAAGUAGACAAACCAGAACAUUAGGAAAAAAGAUUGAAAGCUUUCUUUGCUUACAGCUAGUAAAGUUAGUUUAAAUACCAUACGUGUGGUUUUAGCUGAUGUGACUUUUAAAGCCUGCAUUUCACAAAGAAAUACAGCACUUUGCUCUCCACUACCUCUGAAAGUCAGAGACCAGUUAAUUCUUUGUUCUUAAGUGUAAGUUAUAAAAAAGGCCAGUUGAGUUUUGAUAUAUUCUAAACCAUUGUUUAAUUUUGCACCGUGCUGUCAUUCAAUUUCCUUACUGUGUAUCUAAACCAAAUAUUUUCUGCUCUACACAAAAACAUUGUCUUGUGUGAGAUUUAAGGCAGACAUUGCUUUUCCAGGACAUCUGUUUUGCACAGAUUUCCCUCCCUUCUGUCCUAGAUCCCUGCAAACUCUUUUGCUUUUGGAAUUUGCUAUAGGAGCCCUCUAGGUACUGCCACUAUUACACUCCUCAUCUGCUAACCCUUCUUUGGGCUGUGCUGGCUUUUGACAAAGGAACGUUCCUUUUGCUGUUUCAGCCAAGAGUUGUCUUUUCUGGCUGAUCUAUUUUCUAUCAGACAGUGUUUUUAUCUGCUUGCCUGUUUUUAUUGCCAGCUCUUUGACUACACCUUUGGUUUUAUGUGAUGUCAUAAGCAUUAUGAGCAAUAUGAGGAGAGCCAGAGAGCAGGGGGCACUCAUUGCAAUUUCUGAUGAUGAUGAUUUCUUCUGUGUGGUUUUGAGCCAGUCAAUUCACUGCUCUGUAUUUUUCUUUCCUUGCCUCAUGUUUUCAUCCACCCUGUCAGCUUAGAAAGGCAGCUUCACAGCAUAAGACUCGUGUGUGUUUUUACAGCAGAGCCUGCCUGAAGUUGGGGAUAUUGCAUAUAUGGAAAAUAGAAAAAUUGUUUUGUUGAGCAUUUGCUAUGCCAGGAGCUGUGCAGAGACUGCUCAAUUUUACCCAUGUUAUAGAAUAACCCUUGUUCCUAUUUAGGCUAAAAUGCAUUUUAAUCCUUCACCUGAGGAUUUGUAGAUUGAAAUCCACACUUUCCUAAUAGGAAAGUGACCCUCGUAGAUAAAAUUUGACACCCUUAUAGAUAAAAUUUGUGCCUGCAGCAUCCUCCAGUUCCAGUAUUCAGUUUUAGAAGUGGGACGGCUGGGGAGAUCAUGACAUGGAUCUGAGUUAAAUUCACUAACUUGUGCAUGUAUAAGUAUUUCCCCUUUUUCUUUUUUCUUCCCUGAAAGAAAUUUUAUUUCAGUGCAAAUCUGGGCAUCUCAGAAAGGGAGUAAAAAACAAUUUCAUGCUGCUUGGUUUCUUUUAUUUGUUUUUUGAGUUGUGUCUCCGCUUUUUUAGUACUUUCUUUAUUAUUGCUGUCUUCCUUGAAUUGUCUUCCUCCAGUCUAUCACCGCUGUGCCGUGUUUCUGUUGUCCACCUUCACUUCUCCCCUGCUCUGCUGAGAUUCCCAGAAAGCUUCGUGUUCUCCUGUAGCCGCUGUGUGUCCGGGUCCCGGCUCCCAGGAGCGAUUCUGCUGCCUUUUGCACUGUGCCCUGAAGAGCCCUGUCCGCUUUCCAACAACACACAAGCUGUUUCAAGACUUUACAUGUGCUCUUUUGAUUUCCUUGAUAAUUCCUUUUCCAUGACAGAUUCCAUUCCUUGCACAGGGUUUGCAGCCCUUAGAUCCUUUUGCUUGUUGGUACAAAAGCUGUCAGCUGUGGCAACCCUUGGGUUCUGUCAGCCAGACCUCUUCAGUCUCUCUUCUAUCUACCUCUUAAGUGCUCCUACCUUCUACCUGCUAAAUAAUUUAACUUAGAAUUUGUGUUAACUAUUUGUGUGAUUAGCAGGUUUAGUUUUGUGAAAUGUUUCAGGAUAGAACUUGAAUUAAAGUUUCCAUACAAAGCAGAAAGUGUUGCACAUUAUGAUCUCACAAAAGGCUAAAUUUGCCCAAGAGGAUUUCCAGAGAACCAGAUUUCAGAGAUUCCUGGAGAAUUUGGGGAAUUCCCAGGAUUCUAAAGCAGAUUUGAUUUUACCUGUAAAACCAUAAAUAGCCUGUUAAAAACCAGCAGACAGUGUUUUACAGACCAUGGACUGGAGACAGUGGAUUUUAAUGGCUUGCUUGGGGUGAUUGAAAAGCGUUUGUUUUAGUUUUUAAGUAAGUCUGCAAAGUUAAACAGCUGGUUUCUCUUCUCAGUUGCAAUUAUAAAAUAUUGCAAGCUCUUGAAGUGGAAUUUAUAUGGAAAUAUUGAAUAAAGCUUUCAUUUGAACAAUC
Zonotrichia leucophrys gambelii is the source of this 6087-nucleotide messenger RNA. RefSeq names its product WW domain binding protein 4 (gene WBP4). Gene Ontology annotation, biological process: mRNA splicing, via spliceosome. Gene Ontology annotation, cellular component: precatalytic spliceosome; nucleus. The record is from RefSeq and is a predicted model, not a curated record. The transcript has 10 exons. NCBI's taxonomy places the organism in Eukaryota, Metazoa, Chordata, Aves, Passeriformes, Passerellidae. Bases 134 to 1285 code for a protein of 383 amino acids. Gene Ontology annotation, molecular function: protein binding; RNA binding; zinc ion binding.